UAUUGCAAUACAUAUUAGAUGAUUUCGUCGAUUAUAAUAACAUUUAUAGUGUCAUUAUAAUAAUUAUAAUAAAAUAUUAUAAAAGACAGAAAAAAAAUAAAAAUGAUGCAAUAUAUUGUUGUGAUAGUAGAGAUCAGAGAGGAUGAUUGAGGACAGCUCGAGAUAAGUUUCUGUGCUACCGAUAACUAAAAUAAUGAUCAGCAAAUUCCGCAGCAUCCAUCAGAAUGUAUAUUAUCCUUUUACACAAAAAGCAACAAUUGACAGGACACUAGAAGGGUUUGUUGCUGGAUUUUUAAAUCUGGAUUUUUAGAUGUUGUGAGCCUGGUAAUUAUCGUUGAUCAGUCCUUAAUUAUCCUCUGAGUGAUUGCUAUGUCUAAAGAAUAUUAAAGACACGUCAAAGUUUAAAAAUGAUUUUUAACCGAUGAUUUAUGUGCGUAGUCGCCAAUGGAAAAAAAAUAUUGAACAUUUUCUUGUCAUUGGUUAAUACGAUUUAUAUAAUUAGUGAUCGUCUUAAUUUAUUUAUUUAACUUACAGUUUAAUAUCUUGUAAUUAUAUAUUGCAUCCAUUUAUUUUUUUCUGUUUUAUAAAGCUUUACAAUAACUUUUAAAACAAAGAACGUAAAAAAUUUUUUUUCCAAGGUCACAAUCAUACAUUUUAUACAUAAACGUUUUAUAAUGACUCAUAAAUUUAUAUAUAUUAUAAAUCUACUGUACGGAAUCGCUAAAAAUAAUACAUUGCCUGUUAAAAAUUGUCAGUUCAAAAUCAACAUAAUUCUUAUAUUAACGCUAUAAGCGAAGUUGGGCAGCUUGUUUACAUACGGAAAGUAAACCAAAGUACUUGUGAAAAAACAAGCGGUGGUAAUCCAGAAGACGAGCGGUAGAUAGACGUAUCAUUAGCUAAAAUCCGGUGAGUUCCAACACAAAAUAUAUCUCUGAAAAAAGCGGACUCAAAGCCAAUUAACAAUGUCUGUACAAAGUGUUGCUCUGGCAUCUCUCACGGCCACCUAUACCGACUCGGAGGGCGAGGACGGGGUGGACGACGAGCUUCAGGAGACUAACUCCACUCCCCAGGGUGCCGCCCCUUACAAUAAUGCCCAAGUCGGUCAGCCCCAGCAGGCUCACACCAGUCCCAAAUCUGGGAGAUCAGCCUCCAAUAGCCCGAACGUUGCUUCCGGCGUUGGGAAAAAGUCUAUUAGUAAUUUACCCAAUAGUGCACCAUCCUCCACCUUAUUUUCCAAUGAUAAUGUAUCAGUAUAUAAGGUCCAUCGUUUGGUUUCAUAUUUUGAUGAUACAGUUGUCUCGGAUGACGAGGGGGUGUUGAACACUACAACCGAGGGUGAGCCACCAAAUGAAAAUGGCGUAACACCUUCUGUUAAAAGUGCUGAUAAAUCGCCCUCACGUCAUUACGGAGAAUUAGUUUCAGAUGGUGGUGAUGAUGAUCCUGCUGAUCCAGAUGGUAUUGUAAUUCCACCAGAACCAGUCGGUCAGUAUCCGCCGGAUUUGCAGGAAAAAAUAACGGUACUUUUCAGGAAAAUGGAGUCUAAAGGAGGAGUUGACAUGAAUCAAGCAAUACAACAGCGUAAAGAUUUUCGAAAUCCUUCGAUUUAUGAAAAACUUAUUCAAUUUUGUAGUAUCAAUGAAUUGGGUACCAAUUAUCCGCCAGAACGUUUUGAUCCAUUCAAAUGGGGAAAAGAUUCUUACUAUGAGGAAUUGGCUAAAGUACAAAAAGCUGAAAUGGACAAAUUAGAGAAAGCGAGAAAAGAAAAAACUAAAAUUGAAAUAGUAUCGGGUACCGCAAAACGACCGAGCAAUUCUGCACCGACUGUUGAAGAGGAUGCUAAAAAAAGAAAAAGCAAAUGGGAUCAAGUUGCUACGGGUGCUGUUAACCCGGCACCCUCCGUUAAACCCACAGUCUUACUAUCACAACCUACUUUAACAAUUAAUGCGGCUUCUGCAACAAAAGCUACUGUAAUAUCUGCUUUUGGUUCUUUACCAAAGAAAAGACUGUAACAUAUAUUAUUUUGUAAAAAUCAAACAAACAAACAAACAAUCUCUUGUAUAUACUUGUA
Microplitis demolitor is the source of this 2068-nucleotide messenger RNA. Its product is annotated as SAP30-binding protein. Gene Ontology annotation, cellular component: nucleus. Gene Ontology annotation, biological process: regulation of DNA-templated transcription. The coding region runs from base 963 to 2009 and encodes 348 amino acids. The transcript is spliced from 2 exons. Lineage: Eukaryota; Metazoa; Arthropoda; Insecta; Hymenoptera; Braconidae. The record is from RefSeq and is a predicted model, not a curated record.